AUGACUGUCUCAGCUGUGGAAACGUAUGAGGGCAAAACGGAUAUACUGUUCAACAUUGACAAAUCUGCUGCAGUGAUCAGUAACAACCCAGCCGAGAUUUAUGAAGAGUACCGCUAUCUUCGAAAGCAAUGCCCUCUUAUCCACACCAAUCAGUAUGGGGGAUACUGGCUUCUCACCCGUUAUGAGGACGUCAAACGAGCUGCCAUGGAUUCGGAUACUUACAUCUCAAGCGUAAAAGCGGUAGUGCCGAGUGAUCCCCGAGGUAUUCGUCGACCACCUCUGAACUUCGAUGCACCUGCACAUACUCCAUUCCGAACUGCAUUAGAACGCACGGUAAAGCCGGCUCGACUUGUACGUCUCCGUGAGCCCUUGGAGCGCCACGCAGAAGCAGAACUCGCUCCAUUGUUAGCCCGCGGCCGGGGCGAUAUCGGUGCAGAAUUUGCGGCCAACUUUGUUGCUCUGAUGGAGUCAGAGUGGCUCAAUCUUGAACCUGACGUGGCACCAAAGCUAGCUGUUGCGGCAACAAGCUGGCUCAACGCAUGGAGAAUGCAAGAUGGAGAUACUGUAACAGAGAACUCGAGAAAGAUGUACCAAAUCGCACAAGACCUCUUGGCAGACCGCCGUUCUCACCCAAGAGAACCGGAAGAAGAUCCAGCAUCCUCACUGCUCCUUGAGCGGGAUGCACAAGGCCAGCCUCUGAGUGAAGAACAUCUAAUCGGUUGCCUUCGACAGUCCUUGGUCGUUGGUGUUGUUGCACCCCCAAUCCUUAUUGGGUCAAUUUGUCACCAUCUUUCAAAAGACAAAGAGUUACAGCAAAAGUUGAGAGAGGAUGAAUCUCUAAUACCAGCCGCAAUGGAAGAAUUCCUCCGACUCUACGGGCCCUACCGAGGGUUUGCACGCACCACCUCCAAGGAUGUGCAUCUUCACGGAAAAACCAUUCAUCCAAAGGAACCGGUUACUUUAUGUUAUACUUCAGCGAACCGGGACCCUGAAGUUUUUGAAAGUCCAGAUGACUUUAUUUUACAUAGGGAAAAUGUCGCCGCACACAUGGCGUUUGGAAGGGGCCGGCAUCGAUGCGCCGGGAUGCCGCUCGCGAGAAUGGCUUUGAACAUUGUUAUCCGAGUCAUUUUGCGAAACACAAAAGACUUUGAUGUAGACGGCGAGCUGCAAUACUCUAGAAUGCCCGAGUUGGGAAUAAUCAGCUGCCCAGUCAAAUUUGUUCAAUGA
Molecule: messenger RNA, 1227 nt
Organism: Colletotrichum truncatum
Lineage: Eukaryota; Fungi; Ascomycota; Sordariomycetes; Glomerellales; Glomerellaceae
Product: cytochrome p450
Molecular function (GO): heme binding; iron ion binding; oxidoreductase activity, acting on paired donors, with incorporation or reduction of molecular oxygen
Source: RefSeq, a predicted model, not a curated record